Messenger RNA from Ipomoea nil (Japanese morning glory), 2026 nucleotides. RefSeq names its product EH domain-containing protein 1-like. Gene Ontology annotation, biological process: endosomal transport; endocytosis. Gene Ontology annotation, molecular function: calcium ion binding; GTP binding; protein binding. Bases 124 to 1845 code for a protein of 573 amino acids. The record is from RefSeq and is a predicted model, not a curated record. NCBI's taxonomy places the organism in Eukaryota, Viridiplantae, Streptophyta, Magnoliopsida, Solanales, Convolvulaceae. Gene Ontology annotation, cellular component: plasma membrane; intracellular membrane-bounded organelle; cytoplasm. The transcript is spliced from 17 exons.
AGACUUUACCAGUCUCAAACAGUUAAAAAUUUGAAUAUAUUCCCUCUUUGAGCGGUACAGCAAACUUCAAACUCACUGGAGAGUUCACAGGGCACUUUCCUUUCUAUACUCUGAUAGAUAGAUAUGGAAAUCGCAUCAGGUCCCUUCACUUCCUGCUCCAAAGAGCAGCAGAAACUGUUUCAGGACUGGUUUAACUUCGCCGAUUCAGAUGGAGAUGGUCGGGUUACUGGAAAUGAUGCGACCAAGCUUUUUGGCAUGUCGGAUCUUAGUAAGCCUCAACUCAAGCAGGUUUGGGCUCUUGCUGAUUCCAAACGACAAGGGUUUUUAGGCAUCAAUGAGUUUACUACUGCCAUGCAGUUGAUAUCUUUGGCACAAGAAGGGGAAGAGCUAAACUCAGAUCUCCUCAACCUUAAGACUGCAGCUGGUGUGAGCCCUCCAACCAUGAAAGAUUUGGAUGCUUUACUUGCAAGUGCUAAUGGUUCAUCCCCGAAUUCUAGUGGUUCACUAACAGAAAGCCCACCACAAACAAAUGGUAGCAAGCCAGACACAAAUGGAACUACACCGCUGCGGCCGAUACCAUUAAAUAUACCGCUGCGGCCGAUACCAUCAAUCAAAAUGUUCAGCUCAAGAUCUUCUAGAAAGAAGCUACAAGUGGCAGUUCAACCUUCUCUUACUGCUGUCACUUCUGUAAUUGACGGUUUAAAGAGAUUAUACAAUGCAAAGUUGAAGCCACUGGAAGUUACAUAUCGUUUCAAUGAUUUUGUGUCACCAGUAUUGACGGAUAGUGAUUUUGAUGCUAAACCCAUGAUCAUGCUUUUGGGUCAAUACUCAACUGGGAAAACCACAUUCAUUAAGCACCUAUUGAAGUGCAGCUAUCCAGGAGCUCACAUUGGACCAGAGCCAACUACUGAUAGAUUUAUUGUUGUUACGUCUGGGCCAGAUGAAAGGAGCAUUCCAGGAAACACCGUUGCUGUUCAUGCAGACAUGCCAUUUACAGGUUUGAGUACAUUUGGAGGAGCAUUUUUGUCGAAAUUUGAAUGUUCACAGAUGCCACAUCCACUCCUUGAACAUUUUUCAUUUGUGGAUACUCCUGGUGUCUUAUCUGGAGAGAAGCAAAGGACCCAACGAAGUUAUGAUUUCACUGGUGUUAUAUCAUGGUUUGCUGCGAAAUGUGACCUCAUUCUUCUCUUAUUUGAUCCUCACAAACUUGACAUUAGUGAUGAAUUCAAACGUGUUAUAUCAUCUCUACGUGGUCAUGAUGACAAAAUCCGUGUUGUGUUGAAUAAGGCAGACCAAGUUGAUACCCAACAACUGAUGAGAGUUUAUGGUGCGUUAAUGUGGUCCCUUGGCAAAGUUCUGAACACACCAGAGGUUGUGCGAGUCUAUAUAGGUUCCUUCAAUGACAAGCCUGUUAAGGAAGAUACUGAUUAUAUGGGGAAGGAUCUUUUCGAGAAAGAGCAAGAUGACUUGCUUGAAGACCUGAUUGAUAUUCCUAAAAAAGCUUGUGAUCGUAAGAUCAACGAAUUUGUGAAACGCGCUAGAGAUGCUAAGAUACAUGCCUACAUAAUCAGCCAUCUCAAGAAAGAGAUGCCAGCAUUGAUGGGGAAAUCUAAAGCACAGAAGCGCCUCGUUGCUAACCUUGAAACUGUAUUUGCAGAGGUUCAAAGAGAGUUUCAUUUACCAGUGGGCGAUUUUCCUAGCGUGGAUCACUUUAGGGAGGUUCUGAUGCGCUACAGUAUAGAAGAUUUUGAGAAGUUGAAGCCUAAGAUGAUUCACGGAGUGGAUGAAAUGCUGGGCUAUGACAUUCCAGAUCUCCUCAAGAGCUUGAGAAACCCUUAUGAUUAAAUCAUAGACACACUAGAACUUCAAGAAUGUUUGAAGUGAGUGAACAAACUGCAAUAAGAAUACUGCUUUAUUCUCAUAGGAAUUAGUGCAAUUGGAUUUUGAAUCUCCUAGAGUCCUAGAUUUGUACUAGCUUGUUUUGAGUGUCUAUUUUUCCUUUGCAUAUUUUUUUGGAAUUCCAUGA